CGUGUUACUCUUUUCCCACCUCGGAGCAAGUUGGCGCUGGAUUCGAUGGAAGUCGGAUACAAUAACGUCCUGUGUAACGUUCUACAAAAAACACUGGAGCGUGAAGGGCCGUCCGAGGGUUUGAUUGACAAGAACGGUUCCAGCCGCUUCGUUGUGACGUCACAACAGCCUGCCAGUCGCCGGUGCGCUCUCCACUGACCCCUCCCAUCCAGCAAGACACAGACUGUGACAAGAGCUGUCUUGCCGUGUUGUAGCCUCGUCCCCGCUCUCUACCAGACCACAGAUUGGCUCCUUGUGACGUGCGUGUGACAUCACUGGGGACACACGUGACCGCGCGCACUGCAAAUCAGGUAUAAAGAGCGCGAGAUGUCUCCACAGGCCACCAGGUAGACAGGUGCGAGCUCAAGCACCUGCAGCACCAGGCGAAUUCAUCAUCGACAUUGGCAAGGUGUUGACAGACGACAAACUGCAGUCCACUGGUCAUCUACACGGCAUCGCACAUCUACAGCCAGUCUCCUGUCCCACAGCGCCCUCUAGGGCUGACCUCACGCGCUCUGUGGUGACGCCAUGUCCAGCUCACGUCACAUCCCAUUGCUGCUGUUGGUGACGGCAUGGCCCUGGGUCAGUCCAGCUGCGCCAGUCGUGACGUACAUCUCGCCGUCAUCAGGCGGAACGAACGGCGGCACGCGCAUCACGCUGCACGGCAACGAUUUCAAGGACAACUUCAAUCUUCAGAAUGACCCCACGGCCGGCACGCGCGUCACCCUGGUGGGACAGACUGAGUACCCGUGCACCCUACACCAAGAUGGCGUCACGGCCACCACAGCUACCUGCUACACCAGCCCUAUGGAGGAGGGUGUGUACACUGUGGGGGUGACCGUUGACGGGGUGGCGGUGACGAGGUACUGUGUGGACUCGCCGGACAGGUGCACGUUUCAGGUGUCACAAGCCAACACACCCAGCAUCACUUCCCUGACACCUCGAUCUGGCAAGCCAUACACGCUGCUGCGGGUGGACGGCCGACUGUUCACUUCUCGCUACGGCAGCGAUGAGCUGAGUCAGAACAACAGGGAGGAGAAGAUCCUCAAGGUUUGGGCUGCUGGCCAGUCAUGUGACCUCAAGGACAACGUCACAAACGAGUACUACGGCAUUCAACUCACCGUGGAUGCUAAUCUCAACGGCGACUACGGCUACUUCAGGUGUCUGCCCCAGAAUGACUACAUCGGCAACUACAACCUCAGCUUCCUUGUGGAGGGCGCGUUUGGCAGGUCCAAGCCAGAGCCAGAACUGCUGCUCGUGCGGUCUAACGGUCUCGCCAUGUACCAGACCUACACCGAAAUCUCAGAGUUAUCUGCUCAUAGCGGAAGUACAGAGGGCGGCCUACAGCUUCAGGUAAAGGGAAGCUACUUUGAUGACACCGACAGCGACUUACGUGUGAAGGUCGGCGACACAGACUGUCAGGUGACCAGCUUCAACAGCACUCUCAUCACCUGUGUGACGUCACCUGCUAGCCCUACGUCACAGAAUGUAUAUCUCGGUAACCGAGGGUUACAGAUCACCACUGUAAUGGGACCCACGUCAUUCAGUGGUGUCAUCAACUGGACCAUAGGUGACGUCACAUGGACCGACGAGUCUUAUUUUGUUACAAGCAGAAACGGAAGUCACGUCACCAAGAUGGAGGGAGCGUUCGUCGCCCCCUGGGAUGGCGAUUAUCAGUUUUUCUUGAGGUCCGAUGCCCAGACAAAACUGAGUGUGACUUCACUACAGAAUGGCACUGUGCUGCGCUUACAAAGCUUCCGUGACGUCAUCGUCCUUCGCCGGCGUCGGUCAGGGCACUGGAGACUGACCCUCAGCAAAGGAACUGGGUGCGGGGUACAGGUGCUGGGUGCGUGGAGGGGCAGCGGCCAGAGGUGCGAGUUGUCUGCCCGCCACUACCACACGCCCUACCUGGCGCGUCAAACGGGCGCCGCCGCCUCCGAGAGUCAGGUGCUCCGCUUCAGGACCACCGUCCGCCCAGAAAUCCAGCAAAUAAUCAUCAGAGCCGGCACUAAGGUCCAAGGUCAAGGCAAAGUGCAGACGUUCGCCAUCACUGGUGACCUGGACGCUCCUUUUGUCCUCCGGUUCCUCGGUGCUGCUACAGGGCAGUUCGUACCCAGCUCUGCGAACCCUGCGAACAUCCAGGCGGCACUCAACGCCCUGCCCACCCUGAGUGACCACCCGGUAACAGUGACCAGCGGAAGCAGUGCCAGCGGGGUCACCUACACCGUGACCUUUGCUCCUGAACUAGGUGACGCGCUGUCACUGGAGAUGGCUGCAGCAGACGUCACAAGACCCAUCUCGGUGGAAAGCAACUCCACCCGAGGACAGACAACUCUCCAGUAUUUUCAGCUUGAGCUUGGCGACACGGUUACUGCCCCCAUACCUGUGGGCGCUAAGGCCAGCGAUGUACAAGCCCGGCUGCUGGAGGGGGUGGGAGUGCGGUGUCCCUCCAUUCCGGCGACACGCCUGACUGGCUACGAGGCCGGUGACCAGGCCUUUGGUGCUCAGCCAGUGGGCUAUGUGGAGCCCUUCUGUGGGAGGUUCUCUGGUCUCGACCCUUAUCUUCUGUACCAGACAGACAAAGGCAUCCGAAUUACAUCCUCCACUUCCAACAAGUUCUGUCUGGCCUACAAGGGAGCCGGAGGGGAGGUUCGCAUAGAUUUCCGGUAUUUGACGUCACCGACUGACAAGGAGAUACGUUGGGCUCGCAUCACGUUCACGUUAGGAGACAGUGAGAGGUGGAUGCAGGUGUGUCAGGACAUCUACCGGCCGAUGACAACAGUACAGCCAGCAAGGUUCGACUACGUCUUGUACUACGUCCGGAUGGCGAGUGCAGCCAGUCCUCUGUAUGUUGACGAGGUGCUACUUCUGGACCAAAGGACAUACGACACCAUGGGUCCGGUGGGCGAGCGCCGAGUGAAGCAGAUGCGCCCCAACGGCGCCUUCAUCAAGGACGUCCAGGUGACGGGGUCAGCAAACAACUACUCGGUGACCCUGGUGCCCUAUCUGUGUGGCCAUGACCUGGAGCUGUUCGCCCUAGCGGGGUCAGAUGAGAGCUCGGGUAGCACCACGGCGGACAGCCUCGCCGCCCACUUUGUCCAGCACAGCGGUGACCAGCAGCUGUCCCUUGAUGUCAUCCGGGUGUCUGCGGCCUCCAAACCCGUGUCCGGUUCCUUCAAGGUCACCUUUAAAAACAGCACGUCACAAGACAUACCCGUUAGCCCUGACCCCUCGUCCGACCUGCCGCACGUGAAGGACGCGCUGACCCAGUUGCCGGAGCUGAAGGACAUUGACCUCAAGUUCUCCGGCACCUGCUCCUCUUUUGACUACACCGUCACCAUGACGACACUGGCUGGAGAUCAACCGGAAAUGACGAUCGAUGGCAGCCAUCUUGGCGGAAGUGAUGUCAGCAGCAGCGUAGCAACUCUUGUGAACGGAUAUGCCUGGUUACGUCCCCUGCCAGGAGACACGCUACGGACUAAUCACUCCUUGCCGCAGGUGGUGGUGUAUGUUAAUGACGUACCCACGUCAUGUGCUGACGGUGCCAACUGUUCGUUUACCUGGAGGACGGAAUUUACACCUGUCAUCACAGGAGUCUCCCCCACUCUAGGGAAACGAGGUGACGUGCUGACUGUCACUGGAACCGGCUUUGCUGACACGGAUAACGAGGUGACGAUAGGUGACGUGCAGUGCUCUGUGACGUCCCAGACGGCAACCGCUGUGGUGUGCACCCUGCCUGCUGGACCAGGAGGCCCGUGGCCUGUCAAGGUUUACGUACCGGGCAAGGGGAGCGCUUCCGGUUCAGCGAAUUUCACCUUCCAGUCCAUUGUGUCCAGCAUUUCGCCGGCUUCCGGCAGCACGGCAGGAGGACUGUCACUGAACAUCAGCGGCGAGGGCUUCUCUUCUCGUGACGUCGUCACCAUUGAAGGAAGGACCUGUGACAUCACGUCGUGGACCUCGACUCGCAUCGUGUGCACGCUUCCGGCUGCAGCAACUACUGAUGGCGGUAUUGCUGAUGUCAUCGUGUCACAACCUACCAGCAACCUGUCAGGACUGACAUUUACUUACAACACGUCACUGACUCCUGUCAUCACUGACGUCACACCUACCGUCGCCCAUGCAUGGGGUGGCGAACACGUGACCAUCACGGGCAGCGGCUUCACUGGACACGUCCGAGUAUUUUUCGAUCAGGAGGAAGUAACUAUCAGGUCUUCUACAGGAGGGGAGAUAAUCGUAGAACUUCCGCCCUUGCGUCCACGCUCAUACGCUGUGCGACUUUUUGUGGAGGGCAUUGGACUGGCGGACACAAGAGUUCACUCCGUUCCUAACGUCACUGUAACGCUAAAGGUGACGUCCGUGACGCCACUGCUGGGCUCCCUGUAUGGCGGCACCGACGUGACGCUGGAGGGACAGGGCUUCGGCACCAACGCCAGUCAGGUGCAGGUGUUGGUGGGAAAGGUGUGUGCGGUGCAGGAGGUCACGGACAACCGCAUUAAGUGUCGUGUCGGGUACACCGGCAACACCUUCGUCGUCACCAACCAGGGUGUGCACACCUACUACGACUUCACGCCCAAGCAGCUGACCAUCCAAGUGGGCGACUGCGUGCGCUGGACGUGGACCACGCCUUUCUUCGUCUCUGACAUCGCCUUCGCCAUCAGACAGACAGACAGCGACACCAGCGUCCUCACAACCGACGACGGCUUCGCUUCGCCUGGUCCGCGAUCGCGCAAUGGAAUGUACACGCACUGCUUUAACGUGGCGGGAGACUACUCCUACUGGAGCGGCUACCUCAACGACUACAACAACAACUACAUCAGGGGUCAGGUCAGGGUCAGGCCUCGCCCCAACAGUCUGGCCGACAUCCGGGUCAGCAUCUCAGGCAUGGAGGCUGACUACGAUACAGCAGCCUCUACGAAUUCCUCGUCAUCAGAGUCCGGCACCUGUCAGCCCCAAGAGGGUCCGCUGGUGAACUGUACUCCCCAAGUCUUGACUCGCGAUACCAGCUUCUUCCAGUUUCAGUACGACGUGUGCGUCACGCCAUACGUCACCGGCAUCAGCCGACGUAACGCCACCACACGUGAUGACGUUGUCCUGACUGGCCAGGGCUUCGGUGACGAACUGUGUCAGAAUGAGGUUACCUUUGGGUCGAUUGGUCGGGGUGACGUCUCCGCAGUGACAUCAGACAGUCUGACGUUCUCCAUCUCGACCACCGGCCCUCCACCCGUGGCCUCAUCCGAGUACGUGGCUGUGCGCGUCAGUAACCUUGGCAACGCCCUGGUGGCGGUGGCUGGAGAACCGGGCAGACGUCUCCGUCUCCUCCCAGCCAUCUGGAGUGUGACCCCCAGCAGGGGGUCGAGAGCUGGCGGGACGACCGUUACACUCACCGGCAGCGGCCUGACCCCGAGGGCGGACAGUGUCAUGGUUACCAUUGGUCAAGGCAUGUGCUCCGUGAUAUCCGCUUUAGACACGGAAGUGACGUGUAAGACUGCUGCAUCUGACGUCAGUGUGAACACGACUGUGUCAGUUGUGACGUACGUGGGUGUGACGGCGAUCCCCGUGCAGUGCUUAGACGGCGCCUGCAGCUUCGAGUACGCUGAUGACGUCACACCACGCGUCUACAACGUGAGCCCGGCGUCCAUCAACUCCUCUAACGUCACCAUAACGAUCAUCGGGGAGCGUUUUGGGAGCGAUGUUAGCAACGUCACAGUGAAUGUAGGGGGCGCAGUGUGCGCGGUCGUCAGCGCCAGUGACUCGGAAGUCCAGUGCAUCCUGGGAAAUGUAGCCGCGGGUCGCUACAGCCCUCAGGUGACUGUUGAAGGUAAGGGCCUGGCCUCGGUAAGUUCUAACACAUACGUCACGAGUGAGGCCGUCAUCACUCAAGUCUCGCCCACACAAGGCAGCCUUCACGGCGGAACUGACGUCACAAUUACGGGCUUUGGCUUCAGCCAGUCGACUUCUGUGACGAUUGGUGGCACCACCUGUCUCGUGACGUCACGCACGGCCACAGAAAUGACAUGCGUGACAUCCGGCCACACGGCUGGCCAAGCUCAACUGAGAGUGACGUCAAAUGACGUGAACUUUCCCGAACAGGUGUUUACUUACAGCAAAUCGAUGACGCCGGAAGUGACAUCCGUGAACCCCUCAACGGGCCAGGCCAACACGCACGUCACUAUCACAGGGAGCCACUUCUCUUCCAACGCUAACGACAACAUCGUCACCAUCGGCAACCAGACUGCUACUGUGACGUCAGCCAGCACGACGUCACUACAAGUCACGGUGGGCAGUCACGUGACAGCGACCGUCCCAGUAGUCGUGCGCGUCCUGGGGUUGGGCCAGUCAGGGAGUGACAUCACGUUCACCUAUCAGCUGGGACCCGUGGACAUAAGUCCGACCAGAGGAACCACGGCCGGUGGUCAGACGGUCACGCUGACCGGAAGUGGCUUCUUGCCGGGCGCCACUAACGUCAUCAUCUGCCAGUCAGCCUGCAAGCCCCUCCCCUCUACUCCCACCACCUCCACGGCGCACGUCUGCUCCACACCACCUGCCGCAGAGGGUGCUACGACCGUUUGUAACGUCACUGUCUCCGUGAACAACGUGACACAGACGUCUGCAUCCCAGUACACGUACAGUCCUGACGUCACGCCAACAGUUGAGAGCGUGUCACCGACAAGAGGGGGGACAGCCGGGGGCACAGUCAUCACAGUCACUGGCAGAGGAUUUGGGUCAACUGUGGCUGACGUCGCCGUGACGGUAGGUGACGUCGCGUGUGAUGUCAUGACCGUGACUGAUAGUCGUCUGACGUGUCAGACCAACGCCUCCCGCUCCGGUAAAGCCGAUGUGAACGUCAACAUCCGGGGCUUUGGAAACGCUAUCAGGCGCGCGGGAGCUGUGUUCUGGUACAUCGACUUGUGGUCAUCGCGCUUUACAUGGGGCGGAGAAAACCCGCCGGUAGAGGGCGACCUUGUCGUCAUUCAAAAGGGUCAGAUCCUGCUGCUAGACGUCAGCACGCCGAGACUGGCUUCCUCUUGAUACAGGGUAGGUUCGCUGAUAUUCGACGAGGCCAACCUUGAGCUGCAUGCUGACAACAUCCUCAUCACAGACGGAGGAGCACUGCAGGUGGGAACAGAAGCGGCGCCUUUUCCUCCCGCCUUCACCGCCAAGAUCGUGCUGCACGGCCAUCUCAACUCGCAGGAACUGCCUAUCUACGGCACCAAGGUGCUGGCCCUGCGCAACGGCACCCUGGACCUGCAUGGUCAUCCCACACCAGUCACGUGGACAAAGCUGGCCGGCAGUGCUCAUGCUGGUGACACCCAGAUCUCGCUGAUCACCCCGGUGAACUGGCAGGUCGGCGACGAGGUGGUGCUGCCCUCUACUGGACACCGGCACAGUCAAAUCGAGAACGAGGUCCGUACGAUAGCGGGGGUCAGCGCUGACGGCCUGACCUUGACCUUAGCCAAACCUUUGACUUACGACCACGUGACUGUGAGACAAGAGUUCAGUGAGGGCGGUGAGGUGUGGACACUGGACCUGCGGGGGGAGGUGGGGCUGCUCACCCACAACGUCAGGGUGCAGGGCUCCGUCAACGACGCCUGGUCCACAGCCAUCCCGGCCUGCCAGAAGGGCUUCGACACAGGAGAGUUCGCCGUGCAAACGUGUUUCCAAGGACGCUUCGGGGCCGAGACGAGCAGCGACCAGUUCGGUGCACACAUCAUGGCGCAUGCGCCAGCACGUGACUCGGGGGCCGCCGUCCUACGUCUGAGCUACGUGCAGGUGUCGCACGCCGGACAGGCCUUCCGCCUGGGGCGCUACCCGGUGCACGCGCACCUCAACGGCGACAUGAGCGCCUCCUAUGUCCGCGGUCUCGCCAUCUUCAACAGCUUCAACCGCGCCGUCAACAUCCACGGCUCCUCCAACCUCCUCGUCGAACACGUGGUUUUGUACAACAUCAUGGGAGGCGCUUUCUUUCUGGAGGACGGCAUUGAAACCAACAACACCUUCCAGUACAACCUCGCUGUUUUCGUCAUUCCUUCGUCGUCGCUACGUAACGAUGACAUCACGCCCGCGGCCUUCUGGGUGACGAACCCCAACAACGUCAUCAUUCACAACGCUGCCGCGGGUGGCUCGCACUUCGGGUACUGGUACCGCCUGAAGGACAACCCCGAGGGACCCAGCUUCACGGCCAGCAUCUGCCCCAAGCACGUGCCUCUGGGAAGGUUCGAAAACAACUCGGCGCACUCGCUGGGUCACUUCGGUCUCUGGAUCUUUGAGAAUUACUUCCCCCACAAGGAUGGCAGCUGUGACGCAAACGCCCAAACCCAGGUGGCCGUUUUCCGGGGGCUGACGGCGUGGAACUGUGACAAGGGGGCUGAGGGGGUCAACACGGGAUCCGUGCAGUUUCACGACUUCGUGUUGGUCAACAACGAGAAGGCUGGGUACGAGGGCAAACUCAUCCUCCAUACCUCCCAGUAUGACGUCACCGCCGGUCCGCUUCUCAAGAACGCGCGCAUCGUGGCGCACCUGGGAAGUGGGUUGCGGCAAGAAGGUGACGUACAAUGCAUGCAGUCCGGGGUGGUGCUGCCCUUCCUUGACGGCUUCAUGGUGCUGGACACGCACUUCUACAACUUCAACCGCAGCACGUGCGCAGCCUUUGCCUUCACGCGCAUCAUCGGCACGUGUGUUCACAUCUGCGGCGGCUUCCGCUACGUCACCUCCGGACUGAGCUUCAGCGAGUCGCCACAGAAGGUCAGAUUCGAGUGGGAGUCCGAGGGCGUCAUCCAUGACAUGGACGGCUCUCUGACCGGCUCGCCCAACUACAAGGUCAUCCCGACCACCGGCACCCUGCCCCCCGACCACUGCUCCACUAGCGCCGCCAUGUCGGUGGGUGUGCAGGGCUCCGUGUGUGACGUCACGCUCCACUUCCAUCGCUUUGCCUUCAACAACAUCCUGCCCACCUCACUCUUGGCCAAGAAUGCUCUCUUCUCCAACAAGCACGGGGUGACGACAGUGCAGUUCACCGACAAACACCUGACGCACCACAACGCCUGGAUGACGGUGCUGGUGGAUGGCUUGUGUUACGGACUGACCUUUGAGAACGGCGGUCAGAUCACCAACGUCAGCUACGACAGCGUCUUCUACCAGUUCAACCCAGGUGACGUGCUGUGCUUGAGACAAGCAGCCGACAAGCCGGACCGCUUCAUGGUCAACGGUGUGACUGCCAUCCCCAUGUCCUCUGACCUGCCGGACAUUCGUAACGCUUCGCACGGCCAGUGGUUCUACAACGAGACGGACAGACAGCUGGUGUACUACAUCAAGCGCGCGGCGCGUCGCAAGCGCUCAGUCAUCGUGGCCUUGAGCGAGAACGACCUGAGCGUCAACCUGAGGGCGUACCGCUGUUACUAUGACAACUGUCAGCCACCGCAAGACCCCGUGGCCGUGACCAUGACCCCUGGUAACGCCAUCCGCUGGUCGCAAACCUCGUCCUGGGACUGGCGCGGCAGCAAACCAGCUCAAGGCGAGAACGUCACCAUCCCUAAAGAUAAAUGGCUGAUUAUCGACGAGGAGAUUCCCCCGCUUGACUUCCUGGACAUUAAGGGAGGACUGUCCGUGAUGGAGAACUUUACGUCACUGCACGUCACACUUGAGGUCAACUACAUCAAGGUCUCGGGGCGACUGGUGGUCGGGUGGCAGAAUCUACCCUUCCGAGGAAAACUUCGUAUUCGCCUAAGGGGAGACUAUUCUACCCCACCGUACCCUGUCAAUGAUGGCGCACCUCUUGGAGCCAAGUUUCUCGCUGUGUACGGUGGCCUUGACCUCCAUGGGAUUGAUCCUGGAGUAAAGUGGACACGUCUGGCGCUCACAGCACCACCUGGUGCCACGACUCUGACCUUGGCUGACCCCGUGACCUGGUCAGUGGGCGACGAGGUGAUGGUGACGACCUCUGACUUUGAUCCUUGGCAUACCGAGACUUUCCAGCUGACUGCCGUGGCUGGCAACCUCAUCACCCUCAACUCUUCCAUACAGUUCCAGCAUCUCGCUUACAGCAAACAGCUGACGUCAGGCCUUGACCUCAAACUGUCGUCACGCGUGGCGCUGUUGACCCGCAAUAUUGUCAUCGAGGGCGUGGCCUACGACAGCAUGGACAAUCAGUCCUUCGGGGCCCGCGUGUUGGUCGGCAGGGGCGUGGAGGAUGGCGUAUCCCUCAGUGGGUUCGCCCGACUCGACAACGUGGAGUUUUACCGAAGUGGUCAAGAAGGCUUCACGGAGCCCUACGACCCCCGCUACUCGCUGGCCUACGUCGACGUCUACAACAACCCGAGUCUUGGCUUCCAGUCCUACGUCCGCGACUGCAGCUUCCACAACGGCUUCUCCCCCGCCAUCGGGGUCUUCGGCGUCCCUGACCUCGAGGUCAUCGGCAACGUCAUCCACCACGUAGUGGGGAUGGGUAUUCACACUACGUCAUCUCGCACUAUAAUAAAAAACAACCUGGUGGCCUUGACCCUGUGGCCGGGGUCAUACCAGGGUCGAGAAGAGAGCGAAAACAUUCAGUUUGACGGGGCGGUUGAGGCCACCCAAGCCAGUGGCCUGGUUCUGCGGGGCAACGUGGUAGCCGGGUGUGAGCGUGUCGGGUACCACCUACCCGGCCAGCAAUGCGGCGUCAGCAGCAGUGACGUGUGGGCCGAUAACGAGGCUCACUCCUGCCUUCUAGGGGUCGCUCUCUUUUCGGUUGACCCCGUCGUUAACUCCACCUGUGUACGCUUCUCUGGCUUCCAGGUGUGGAGGAACCGGGACUGGGGGCUGUACAUCAAUCACGGACCCUCCCAGCGCAUCAGCGACGUCGUGGCUGCUGAAAACGGCGCAGGAUUUAUCCCCUUCGUCCUCGGUCCGUCGGCAACAGGCCACGCCUACCAGGACAAAGACGUGGUGCUUAGCAACAGCGUGUUUGUUGGCAGGACGGAGACCUUCACGUGCGCUGUAAUGGCAACGGGUUCCAGUGACGUCAACGUCCGGCUCAGCUCGCAGGCCCGAGGAUGGCGUUACGGGACGUGUGGCAUGACUGGGGUUGUCUUUCCCUCUUUCACAAGUGGUUCCAACGGUUCCCCGAAGAAGCCCUUCACGGGUAUCAUGGCCUACCCCACCAUCAAGGGCGUCAUGCGCCUGUCCAAUGUGACGUUCGCAUUGUACAAGACCGAUAGUGCUGGGUCACGUGACUUUGCCAUCUCUACUAACCCCGGAAAUGACGACGGACAGCAUCCAAUCCACGUGCAGUCUCUCCGCUUGGAGGACGUUGAGGACGACAGCAAGGUCUUCAUGCACGAGCCGAACCUUGGCAAGGUGAACCCAUCUGAUUGCGUGGACAUGGACUGUGACGGUCUGAAGAAGUCCAUGAUAGUUGACGAGGAUGGGUCUCUGCUGGGGGCAGCAGGCUAUGUCCUCCCCAACUCCGCCUUCCAGUGGAACAACGACACUGGUCACGGCGUGGGAGACUUCCGGAUUCCUAAGGCCAUGCUGACAGACACAGAUGGCACGAAGCUGGAUGUGAAGGACAUCGCCCCAUUCAAAGGAAUAUACGGCACAAAGAACUGCACCUGGAUGGUGACGUGGAACGCCUACCUGUGCGGCAGCAAGACUCGCUACGUCAUGGCGAUCAUGGAGAGUCUUGACGAGGACACGGAGACACGGCGACUGUCACCAGUGGCGCUGCUGUCUGGUGGCUACGUGGACCUCAUUAACGGUCCUCAGGACCACGGCUGGUGCUCUGGCUAUACCUGCAGGAAGAGGUUGUCUACCUUCAUGGCGCUGCUGCCGCUAGUCAAUAAGUUCUACUUCCGGUCACGUGGCAGGAAAGCGUACGGACGUGUACCUGACGAGCACGAUGCCCAACACCAUGCGCUUCUCCUGUUGAACGCGGAGCGCGAUGACUGCGUGCUGCUCAGCCUGUGGAAGUUCCAGCCCAACCGUCUGGACGUGUACGUCAACGACACCUACCGCCCUCCUGUCAACGGCUACACGACCAAUGGCAGGUUCUUCCUGCGGCCAGAAAACACCCCGGGAGAGUUUAUUCCUCGAUUUGAGAACAAGACGAUGGGAGACAAUUACCUGUCCAUGAGCGAGAAGAAGCUGUUCUGGAUGAUGUGCGGCCCUGACCCCAUCAAGAUCCAACUGGUUGAUGUCAUCGUGCUCAGCAUGACCUUUCCCGCCCUGCCGUUAGCGAGCAGGAGUUCUUUGGCGAGCAAAUCAUCCAGAACAUCGCCCUCUUCUUCAACAUUCCUUUCACAUAUUGAGCAGGCGAGCGUGAGGGUCGCCAACAUCGUUCGUGACGAUUCGACGUCAUCAGGGCGCAGACGGCGAUCGACGGGCACGCUGAUACUUGUGGUGGAGAUCGGGGACGGCCCGCAGAAUGAUGGGUCACACGUCGAUCUGGAGGACACGGCUGAACGCCUGCUGAAGGUGAUACAACUCAACGGCUUGAGUGACGUGGUACAGGCGCCAGUCUCCUACGUCACCCUUGUGGAUCCCUCAGCCGGUUCUGACGCCGGCCCCAUCACCGUGCAGCGCGUGGGCAACCUGACUCUGACGUCACAUCCGGCCGGCGCGGUAGAAGGUCGAGCGUUUAGCGUACAGCCGGUGCUCAGCGUCUUCGACGAUGAGGGACACACAUGGCAAGCCGUCCUGGAGCUCGCUGCUCCAGAUGUUUGUCCGGGACCUCUCCGGGGCAUGACCUCCGUCACCUUUGAUCCUGCCACAGGAAGGGCAGAGUUCACGGCCAUACAGCUGAGUCAAAACGGAGUUUGUCCUCUGCGACUGACAGUGAUCUCGAGUCCGACGGAGUACAUUAUCACCUUUGAGCUCUUCCCCAACCUCUUGACCCCUGCCCAGCGCGACCUUCCCCGAGAGAGCUCUAGCGAGAUGGAGCUGAAGUUUGACAUCAACUAUGACGUCACCAAGGCGCCAUACCAAGCGGCUGUUGUCCGGAACUACGUCAACAGCAUGGCGGGCGUGGUGGUCACCAGGCACACGUACAGGAGCGGCAGCUUGAUAGUGAGCCUAGUGCUUGAGGGCACGACGUCUGGCGUCACAUCCGCUCUGAGCAGCGUGUGUCACAACAUUGCUAACGGUACGACCUUGACCUACGGUGGCACUACCUUGACCUUCUCACCCUACAUGUCCGUGAAUGGAGCCUCCUACUACGGCGUUACGUGCGGCUCUCAGGCGACGUCCGAGAAGCUGCAUCCGGGAAUCAUUGCUGCCAUUGUGAUCGCCUGCGUUGCUCUGGUGUUGACGGUAGUCCUGAUGCUACUGUGGAAGUUCAAGGUCUACCCUCAGACGAAAACAUAUGACACAGAGCACACGAGUCUGGGCAGGACAGGGGUCAGUCUCUCUGAGCAGCGAGGACACAUUCCUGAGCUUCAAGACUCGCGCCAUGCUGGCGACCCCCAUCCCACCGCUGACAACGGACAUCAAGAACCAGCCCCCGCCGCCAUCCUCAGAGCUUGACCCCAGAGCUGACCCCAGGCGUGCGCACUGUGACCCCCGUCCCAGCCGAGACCCUGUCCACCCAGCGCGCCGUGUUCGCCGGACCUCGACUGCGCCCCAGCUCCACGGAGAAGCUGCUGUCGCCCUCGCCAACUGCCGGGUACUGAUGCCCCGGGCUGUCGUGGACUCCGGUGACCUCUGGCAGCGUCCAAGACAUUUCUUAGACCUCACGACCCUUGCUUUGUGUCCUUAUCGCGUGUUAUUACUGUUCUAACCUUGUCAUUAGCAGUGCUAUAACUGUCAUAACUUUCAACUACACAACACUUGACGGGUCACUUGAUGGUGGCGACAGUGUUCUCCCAUAAGUACGCUGUGAAUAUGCUAAUCUCAUCACGUUUGUACAAUGUCCACUGUAUUUUCUCAGAUAACAGCAAGUAGAGAUAAUAUAUAAUAGAUUACAUAUUUUUAAUGCUUAUUAAACACUUUCUUGGAGACAAGCAAUAGACACUCAGUUAAUAGCAGUAUUUAUUAAGGAUUAUCAAUUAAUUUUGUCAGCUAGAAGCUGUCGGACAAGAUGAAGACUACUGAAGUAUAGAAUUGUAAAAACAGAAGGAAGAAGCGAGUCGUCUCUGGACUGCUGUCUGACAAGUGCGUGCACAUAAGAAUCACGUGAUUCACAAUCGGAAGCUGACUGGUGGAAUCGUUAGUAACGGAAACAGCAAAAACUCAGCUUUUUACAAACGCUGCACCUUUUUUGCGAUGAGUAUGUAAGUUCCAGUGAUACACAUCAAAUGCAUCUUUAUGGAAAUGUUUUUAACUAACGUACACUUUAAAAAGUCUCCCUGUAUUCAUGUUAUGGCCGACAUAUUUUUUCUGGUAUAAUAUCCGUCCUAAGCAUGUAACCUCCUGCACAUUGGUGUUUGGAUUGUAUUUGCGUCCUAUUCUUCAUGUAUAUAUAUACAUGACUAAUAACUUGCAAACAUUUUCUCAUGAUGACGCGCACUUACUCACAUAUCCUGAAAUCAUCAAAAAGAACCACAAAAGCUAUUAAAACUCUACAACCACCUGUACAACUGUACACCUGUACACCAAGAAAGCGCGUUUCUGACACGAAAACGAAAAGUGCACAUACACAGCAAGACAACUACAACUACAACACCUUCUCUUCACGCCAUCGCAGCUCAACACUACAUUGUUUCUUGAAAACUAAUAAUGGUGAUGUAAGACAGUCUACACAAACCGCCUCAGAAAGUUGUUGAUGCUGAUUUGUUAUGCACCGUCUUCUGUUGUGGGUGUAUUUACUGUGAUAAUAUGCUGUGUAGUGUUUCUGGGACUUGAAUACUGUGAUAUCCUUUGUUUUCUACAUCUACGAACUUCGAUUAAAUGCCUUUUGUUCUUUUAUUUUCUCGUUCUUUUUCAUAUUCGACUUUUGCAUUAUAAAAUAAAGCUUUGGAAAAAAUCAA
This is a messenger RNA of Pomacea canaliculata, 14975 nucleotides long. RefSeq names its product fibrocystin-L-like. Lineage: Eukaryota; Metazoa; Mollusca; Gastropoda; Architaenioglossa; Ampullariidae. The record is from RefSeq and is a predicted model, not a curated record.